UCUCUUUUAGAGUGUGCUUGAGAGUGACAUGGCAAGUGUUGAAUAGGAUGCACAGGCACAGGCUCGCACAUUUUUGCCCCUUCUCACCCUCCUGAGUGCCCACCCUCUGACACAGCUGAAAGGCAGAUGAAAGCUAGUCGCAGCGUCUGUUCCUGGGUGAAGAGAUUCUCUGUGGUCAGCAACAGAAACCUCAUGCUCAAUCACUGAUACUCACUGGGUUCGAGGAACACAAGGAGACCAUAUACCCCCCCCCAACAUACACCUUCAUACCUUGUGAGUUGGGAUGGUAGCGGAGGAGAUUGCGGUCUCCCUCACUGGUGGAGGCCCCUGGGGCUUCAGGCUGCAGGGAGGUGUAGAUCAGCAAACGCCUCUACAGGUGGCUAAGGUACGCAGGCGCAGCAAGGCCUGCCGAGCUGGACUAAGGGAACAUGAUGAGCUGUUGGCUAUUGGUGACCACAUGUGUGUUGACCUCAGUCAUGCUCAGGCGAUGAGACUCAUAGACGCAGAGUCUACACUGAGUCUGAGGGUGAAAAGAGCACCCUCCGGACUCCACUCCUCUUCCUGCUCUCCAUCACCUCGCUCUUCCAUGAAGGCUUUGCCUCAGACUGCUUCCUCUCAACGUACGUCCAUCCUCUCCCCUACUGAAAUGUGCAAGGGCAUAACUUCUCCUCCAGAGAGCGAGGCCUACUAUGGAGAAACAGACAGUGACGCAGACACACAGUUGGUCUCUCACAGGCGUCAGCGUCGUACACCUCCUCAUGCUCGCUCACCUGCUCGCUAUGACAACACAGAAGAGGAGGAAGCCUCAGAGAUGAGUGGGUAUGAAAGUGCCACAGAUGCAGGUGUUUCCCUGCAGGACCAGUGGGACAGUCAGUGUCUUCUUGGCGUUCCUCGCCGAGAGCUGUUCUACCCACCUCUCCAAACAGAGUGGACCACUCCAACACACACUCUUACCCCUCGCACACUUACUCCUCCGCACGAUCAUGGGCCGCUGGAAGCAGAAGGAGAAGGUGACAGUGGAUUCCAGGAAGCCAGUGGCUACAGUGGGCUGACUUGCCCACCGCUGGUGUCUCCUGAGCGGGCAAAAGAGGCUCUGAUGUUGGGCUCCAGCAAGCAACUUGUGCCCAUGGUGGGACCCCAGCAGACCCCUGUCAGUGAUGAACUUUCAAAUACCUACAAGGACAAAGCACGGCAAGCCAAGCUGCAGCGUGGGGAGAGUGUAGUGGAGAAACAGGUGAAGGAAGCCAGAAGCAAAUGCCGCUCAAUUGCAUCUUUGCUGACUGAUGCUCCCAAUCCCAACUCGAAAGGGGUGCUUAUGUUUAAGAAACGUCGGCAGAGAGCCAAAAAGUACACACUGACCUGUUUUGGGAAAGCUGAGGGAGACAGAGGAGGGGAGACAGAAGGAGACACAGGGGGAGAAACAGAGGAAGAAGGAGGCAGUUCUUUCCAAAGUGGAUCUGAAGUUGAUGAGGAGGGUUUCUCUGGAUCUUUUGACCCUACUUGGGAUUCCGGCUAUCUAGAUCUGCUGGACAGGAGAAGCUCUGCUUGCCCGUCAACCACGCCAACUACUUCAACAACACCAACAACCAAUCACAGCUCAGGGCUGGAUUUCUCAGCCUAUCAAAGUACAGGACAUCUGACUUCUGUUGAUCAAAACUCAAAGUUGGAGUUCUCAGGGAAUGACAGUUCAGCCUGUCAGGGUUUAAAUCUGGACAGUAGCAUCACAAGGCAGCCAGUCAGUAACACACCCACAAACAUGUCCCCUUCAGCUGUGUCACUGACCAAUGGGGGAUCUGUAGCUGUUAGUCGGACUAGUGUUGUGCUUGCAACUCCUUCCCAGACACAGCUGACAAGUCAAAGUCAUGUUAAUGCCAACUACAUCUCUAACCCUAAUGUUAGUCUUGGUUCAACUAAUGACUCUGAUCCUCAACUGAACGUUAACUUCAGUCCUAAUCAAAAUGUACUAAACCGCACUGCACGGCCCUUCACUCCUGGCCCUAACCCUUCCAGACCUUCUGUAACCUCUGUGAUGUUUCGCCCUCCCCAACCCAAACCCACAAACAUCACCAUGGAGACCAAACCUGUGGCAGCCAUUUCCAUGGUGACCAUAGCACCAACUCCGAAUCCUUCCCAGGCAGACACAAGGAGAGCAGUGUCGAGCACCUCUCUGUACAUCCCUCCAAGAAAUACCAACACUAAUACUCCCUGUGUUAACUCCCCGACCUCAGUGCUGUCCCCUCCCUCCAUUCAGUCUUCCGUACCUUUCUCGCCACCUCCAGAUAACCCUGCAGUUCAUACACCUGCCUGCACCCCCUUGUCUCAGUCUGUGGUUCAUGGUCCAUCGGAUUGUCGGUCAACUGCUCAGACGUUUUCCAUGCCGUUUGCUUCUCCUCUCACUCCUGCUUACCCACCUCCGUCCGCUCUAUCACAAUCCCCACCUUAUCCCAAUGUUUCUGGUCUCUCAUUAAAUACUCAGCCUCUCCAUAUUUCUCCUCCAACUCAAACUUCUCCUUCCCCAUCAAUUCAGCCUUACAUCAACAUGACAGGUGCAGCAGCGCCUGGACUCCAAAGUAGUAGUAACGUAUCCUCUCCACAGAUUCCCACCACCGAUUCACUGGCAACGCGUGAGCAGCGCAUCUCUGUUCCCGCUGCUCGCACAGGCAUCCUGCUCGAUGCUCGCAAGCGCAGCAACAAAAAGCCAAUGUUCUGUGCAGUUCAGAACAGGGAUGUUUCUCCUAACCCAGAUUUGUUGUCAAUGGUCCAGAACAUGGAUGAUCGCUUUGGAAGAAGUCCACGUGUUGAAUCUGGAGACGUAGCUACUGGGGACACCGGGCAUGAGUCAGGGCCUGAGGAAGACUGGUUGAGGCUUGGGGCGGAGGCCUGCAACUUCAUGCAAGCUAAACAAGGACCAAAGCCCCCUCCUGUUGCCCCAAAACCUCAGACACCUCAAGUACCCCAGCUGGCAGGUAAAGGAGGUCAGUUGUUUGCUCGCAGACAAAGCCGGAUGGAUCGGUAUGUGGUAGAGCGAUCGCCAUCUGUUGCUGCAGAUCUUUACUCUCCUGCUCAAACCAGGGAGCCUUCACCUACACCUUCACUCCCAGCCACGUGGAAGUAUUCGUCCAACAUCCGAGCACCACCUCCUAUUAACUACAACCCCCUUCUCUCUCCCUCUUGCCCCCCAAAGGCCCAGAAGAAGCCUGAGGUGAAAAAGUUCAGCCCAGCUGGAUCUAAAGGGUGUAAAGCCAGCAUCAAGCCAGUGGACAUUAUGAGCCACCAGCCCUACCAGCUCAAUUCCUCGCUGUUCAACUACGGAGGUGGCGUUCCACAGGACACCUCCACUUAUCAGCCGCAGCAGAGAGGAAUGACUAGUGCUCCUAUGAAAACAGCAAGGGUUUACGAAGUAAAGCGUUUCUCCACGCCUCCUCCAACAGCUACAGGACCUGCCCUCAAAGUUAUUGUCCCCCGAUCAGCUACGACACUCGGAGAACCAAUGUGGCGCUCUGAUUUAAUAUCUCCACCCACAGUUGGCCCUGACUCCUACCAACCUUAUCAGCCUCCACCCCAAACUUACCAGUCUCAAUGGACAAACAGUCCCCUGUCUCCCACAAUGCCUCCAGCCCCAACGACUCCCCUCCCUCAGCUCCCAACCUUCUCUUCUCCUCCUGCUCCAAACCCAGUCCCGUCACCUUCCUUCUCCCACCUCCAUCCCUCCACCACGUCACAAGCCAACAGGGAUUUUAAAAGUGCUCCGAAUCUCAGGCUCUUUAGUCCCACUGCCUCUCAGCCUGCCUCAAACAUUACUCAUCUAACCAGAGUACCAAGGCCCAGGUUCAGCACUUCAAAUUUGGGUCUGCAGCCUUGUGUCUGGCGCCCUGGAUCCACCAUGCACUGACCUGAUUUUAUUACACGCAAUAAGAAACUGGUCCUUGUUGAAAACAUGGAGGGUUUUUACACAGUAAUAAAUACAUGGUGUAAGGAAUGUUAUAUUUUUAAUCAGAGUUGAAGUAUUGGGUUUUAUUAUUCACUUUUUAUUACUAAUUAUUUGGGGAAUUGAACACACAUAUGUAACACACUUUAUUACUAACUUUAUUAACACAUUAAUGUAAUGUAAUAUUAAUGUAAGAUUUAAGUAAAACUAAUGUUAUGGUUCUAAGGUUCUAGUUUUGGGAAUGUGAUCUUACUGGAUAGUCUGGCUUCAUCUUCAUUAACCUAGAAUAAACACCUCUUCUCUGUAGAGGCAGCCAUGUUUGUUCACCGUGUUUCCAUAUCAACUCACAGUAAACAAAUUGAAUACUAGUAAGUGGGCUGCAGUAUGUUCUCCUCUUAUGGCUGAACAGAAACCACUGUGUUUGAUAUAUUUACAAAGGAUGUCAUUUUAAACAAAUACUUUUAACUCAUCCUUUGUGUCACAUUCAAAGGGAACACUGUCCUUGGCAAAGUAAAACAGGGAUGUUGGUCUGCAGGAACGACAAUUCAAAAUGCUGCUGCAGAUUGAGAGAUCAGAAAGAGAUAGAGAAGAUGAGGUUCUGUAAAUAAGCUAUUGAAUGAACAGAGAAUCGUGGUUAAACAUACAUAUGAAGAAACGAGGAUGUGAAAAACAAGAGAGAUGAAGACAAGGUGGGAAAGAUAUGGAAAGGCAGUGAUGAAGUGACAUAAAAAUGGCUAAAGAAGUGUUAACAGGUGUGACAUAUUAUUUAUGAGAGCAGAAUGGCUUUCACAGUUGUUUUCCAUGAGAUAGUUAGGCCUGUCAUAAUCACAGUAGUAACAAUAUUCUCAGUACUGCUGUACUGUAGUAUUUAAAGUGCUGUCAGAAACAAGUCAAGUCAAUAGGUGGCAGUAUACCCUAUCUGUAAAGCCUUGUUGGCCAAUGAGAAGAUUGACACCCCAACGCUUCUUGGUCAGGGAAACCAAUGUAAUGACAUCACACACACAGUUGAGAAUCCAAAGCACAGUGUGACCUUGGCAGUCAAAGUCCGGACUCCCCCGUCUAGAUUAAUACACUAAGAUUUUAAACUUGGACAGGACUCCUUUUUUUCUAAAUUGAUUAAAUGUAUCACACUGUUAUCAUACAAUAUAUUAACACUGCCUAACAUCCUUCUGAAGCACUACACCUAAGUAAGUUCUCUUGUGUCUUGUAUAUUCAGAGUAUGUGUUUGAGGAGUGAGUGUUUUUUUUUUUUUUUGGUUUGUUUUGGAGUUGCAGUUUGUAGUGUAGUGUGUGCUGGGUUUAUGUAGUUUAUUACAAGCACAGCUGUCACUUUUACAGUAGACUUCCUGUUAGAGUUCUGAUAUGGAACAAGUGCAACGUGUCUGUUUAGCUGUGAGAAAUGUGGCUGAAUAAAAAUAGACAUGACUCACCUCA
This is a messenger RNA of Cynoglossus semilaevis (tongue sole), 5361 nucleotides long. Its product is annotated as synaptopodin 2-like protein. The transcript has 5 exons. Lineage: Eukaryota; Metazoa; Chordata; Actinopteri; Pleuronectiformes; Cynoglossidae. Gene Ontology annotation, cellular component: Z disc; nucleus; actin cytoskeleton. Bases 284 to 3892 code for a protein of 1202 amino acids. The record is from RefSeq and is a predicted model, not a curated record. Gene Ontology annotation, biological process: positive regulation of actin filament bundle assembly. Gene Ontology annotation, molecular function: actin binding.